Molecule: messenger RNA, 1266 nt
Organism: Coprinopsis cinerea okayama7#130
Lineage: Eukaryota; Fungi; Basidiomycota; Agaricomycetes; Agaricales; Psathyrellaceae
Exons: 1
Coding region: 1-1266 (421 amino acids)
Source: RefSeq, a predicted model, not a curated record
AUGUUUCGCAAGCUGUACGAGCACGAAUACUUUAUCCGACCUCUUUUCCCCAACCUCCAAGAGGUGCAGCUCCCCGUCAUAUCCGACGAUCCGAACUCGACCAUUUUUUAUCCCGCGCUCGUCUUGUCUCCUUCAGUCAGACGAAUCGUUCUUUCCACUCCGGAGUGGGAAGAAGAAUCUGAAGACGAAGACUUCGAAGACCCUGAAGAUUACCUGUGGGAUGCCGUUGCAAAUCGGGUAGCGGGGGUGGCUUCCACUCUGACCUCCUUCAAAGUGGAGAGUAUUGCAUUCAGUGAUUGCUUCGUCUUGAUCGGGAGGCGGCUACGGGUGGAUCACAUACUCCGCUACUUCACCUGGAUGAUGACGACACUCGAACUCGACGGGCUCGUUCUAGAGGGCAAGACCUUUGCACAGCUCAAUCAUCUCACGGGUCUGGUCAAGCUCAAGGUGUCGCUUGUAUCUCAGCAAGAUGCUGAGAUGGCGGCGUUACCACCCUUGUCGCUCUGCCUGCCAUCUCUCGAAUGUCUCACCAUUAACAUCUUUGUCGACGGACCUCAUUCCAAGUUCUUCCAGAUUUUGGAUGCGAAGAGGUUGAAGAGGCUCAAACUCAAGGUUUUCACUGACGACGAAGAUGACUACGACCCUACCCCGCUCUUUAUCUCACUUCACCACCACCGACGUAAUUCCGGCUUGCUCCUCGAGGAAAUCCACCUCACCCGCCGACACAACGGAAAUGCAAUGUCUUGGGACGAAUACGUCGAGCAGCCGCACUUCGUUAUCUCUGAGGCGACGUUCGCUCCUCUCCUUUACUUCCCCCGGUUGACUACUCUUCGAAUCGAGCCCUGCAACUCGUCCGCCUUGGACGAUCUUGCCCUAGUGCGACUGUUCACUGCAUGGCCAAAGAUGCAGCGGUUCGAACUGCACGACGAAUCGAUGAAAUUCGACGAGCGCAUCUCCUUGACAAUCGGCGGUGUUCAGCGGGCCUUGCAGCUGACACCUUAUCUUCGACAGCUUUCACUCCGCUUCGACGGCACCUUCCUCCCUCCUUGCGACGAAGACGUCUGCCUCCGACUGCACCCUCUGGAAACUCUGAAUGCCUGUACCUCCAUCAUCGAAGUGGGAACACUUUUCGCGGGGUGGUUGGUCUUGCAUUUUCCGAACCUUAGCCAAGUUCGCAGUUUUGAGAAGUAUAGAGAAGGAUUGGAAGAUUCAUUCGAGUGCGGAUGUGAGGAUGAGGAUGAGCGGAAGCGUCUGGAGGAGUACUAG